Molecule: messenger RNA, 8186 nt
Organism: Cydia splendana
Lineage: Eukaryota; Metazoa; Arthropoda; Insecta; Lepidoptera; Tortricidae
Exons: 43
Coding region: 128-8131 (2667 amino acids)
Biological process (GO): proteolysis; peptide catabolic process
Cellular component (GO): cytoplasm
Molecular function (GO): peptide binding; zinc ion binding; metalloaminopeptidase activity
Source: RefSeq, a predicted model, not a curated record
GUCUGAAUUCUCGAACGCUUUUGGUUGCUUUAGGGCCUUAAUCUUUGUAAUUAUGUCGCUGAUUAUGAUAAAUAUCGAAAAUGUUAAUAAUCCAUCUAGUCGGUAAGGAGUUUGCAUCGUGGUCACAAUGGGUUCCACGAUGAUCGUGGUACUGCUUGCCCUAGUGGGGUUGAUCUACGCCCAGCACACUCCAUCCAUGGAGUUCAGGUCCGAGCUGGACUUCAUCGAGAUCUAUAACAGCAACGUGGACAGUGAGACCUCGUACAGACUGACCGACAGUAUUCAGCCUAGCUGGGUGUACGUUGACUUGGAUGUCUAUUUGUCUGAGGGCAGUUUCGAGGGGAUUGUGACACACGAAGUCACGAUUUCAGGAGAUCCCCAUGAGGAAAUCGUGCUCCACCAAAACGUCGUCGCUAUCACAGCAGUCAACCUCCUGGACAGCAACAACAACGCUGUAGCUUUGAACCUCGAGAGGCCCUUCGAGAUCGACAAUAUUUACGAGCUCUUGAUCAUUAACCCUGCUUCCCCUGUCGUCGCCGGCGAGUACACUAUCACCAUUAGAUACCGUGGAGUGAUCAAUGAAAACCAGUACGAAAGAGGGUUCUACAAGGGCUAUUACUUCCUCAAUGGUGUAAAGCGUGAAUAUGCUACGACGCAGUUCCAGCCCUACUAUGCCAGGAAAGCUUUCCCUUGCUUCGACGAGCCUCAGUUCAAAUCAAGAUUCAUCCUCUCUAUCACGCGUGAUGCUGCUCUCAGCCCUUCCUAUUCUAAUAUGGCUAUCAAUCAAACCGAGACUGUUUCCGAAGGCCGUAUUAAAGAGACUUUCUUGCCUACGCCCACCAUCUCUGCCUACCUGAUUGCAUUCCACGUCAGUGACUUUGUCGAGACUACUGACGGUAGUCAGCCCGAUAGGCCUUUCGGUAUCGUAUCUCGGCCAGGAGUUGAGGCUCAGCAUGAUUAUGCUCAUGACAUCGGAGUUAAGAUCACCAAUGAGAUGAACGAAUACUUCAAUUAUGAUUACUAUAACAUGGGCGAAGGAUCACCAAUGAAGAACGAUCACAUUGCUAUACCUGAUUUCCCAGCUGGUGCUAUGGAGAACUGGGGAAUGGUUAACUACAGAGAAGCUUACCUUCUGUACGAUCCGGCUAACACUAACAUCAUCAACAAGAUCUUCAUCUCCACUAUCAUGGCCCAUGAGCUGGCCCAUAAAUGGUUCGGUAAUCUGGUCACUUGCUUCUGGUGGAGCAACUUGUGGCUCAACGAGUCUUACGCUAGCUUCUUUGAAUACUUCUCUGCUCACGCUGCUGACCCAUCUCUCGAGCUAGCUGACCAGUUCGUCGUCGACUACGUCCACAGUGCUCUGAACUAUGACGCUUUCGCUGGCGCCACUCCCAUGAACUUAAGCACUGUCACUCAUAACGCCUCCAUCAGCGCCCACUUCUCGACCGCCAGCUACGCUAAGGGGGCCUCGGUCUUGAGAAUGAUGGAGCACUUUGUAGGACCAACCGUUUUCCGUGAUGCAUUGAGGACUUAUCUCGCCGACAACGCCUACGGCCUCGGCACUCCUGAGGCCAUGUACGACGCGUUCAGGUCUGCGGUGGCCGCGGACCCAACCUACGCAGCAACAUACGGAACCCUGGAUGUGGGCGAGGUCUUCGACAGUUGGGUCCAGAAUCCUGGCUCUCCCGUUUUGUACGUAGACGUUAACAUGAACAGCGGAGAAAUCAUUGUUACUCAGAGCCGUUUCCUCAUCGGAAACACUGUUUACAAUCACCAAUGGCUAGUCCCUUACACCUGGACCCACAGUGCUGACCCCGAUUUCACCACCACUAAACCAGCGCAGGUCUUGACCACGGCUUCUACCACUGAAAACAUGCCGGCUGGACAUAACUGGGUCGUGUUUAACAUCCAACAGUCUGGAUUAUACCGUGUCAACUACGACGACCACAACUGGGAGAUGCUUGCUGCGGCACUUCGCAAUAACAAAGACCAAUUCCCAAGACAAAAUAGAGCUCAGUUCGUCAACGACGUCCUCCACUUCGUACGAGCUGGAGAAUCGUAUAUCAGCAUCUCACGCGCCUUCGACGUUCUCUCUUUCUUAGAGAAUGAAGAUGAUUACCUCGUGUGGGCCGGAGCUCUUGGUCAGCUCGACAUAAUCAGGCGCCGUUUGGAGCACAUUCCUGCUGCUCGCGAGCAGUUUGAGGCAUACCUUCUUGAGCUAAUGGAGUAUGCCAUCGAGUCCCUGGGCUACGAAGAAGCGGCUACCGACUCCACCACUAGAAUCCUGAACCGCAUGCAGAUCCUGAACUACGCCUGCAACCUUGGCCAUGAGGCCUGCAUUGCUGACAGCUUGGAGAAGUGGAACGCUUUCAAGGCUAACCCCACAAGCAGUUUAGUCCCCGUGAACGCUCGCCGCUACGUCUACUGCGUCGGACUCAGGCACGGCGACGCUACCGACUACAACUUCCUCUUCGACCAAUACGAGACCUCCGAGAACGCCGCCGACAUGGUCGUCAUCCUCAGAGCUCUUGGCUGCACCAAGGAUGAGGACCGGCUUCAGCACUACUUGCAGCAGUCCUUGACCAACGACAAGAUCCGCUAUCACGACAGGACCAACGCAUUCGCCUACGCUCUUGCAGGAAACAGGGAGAAUUAUAAGACCGUCGUCACAUUUUUGCAGAAUAACUUAGCUGAUAUCAGAGUGCUCUAUGGUGGUGUGGCCAGAUUGAAUACAGCCAUAAGUGCACUUGUUACUUACUUGACUGACUUUGAAGAUAUUACUGACUUCCAAGCCUGGGCGUACGAAAACCAAUUGGCUCUUGAUGAUUCCUUCCCCAUCGCCAAGAGUGUGGUUGCAACAGCCGUCACUAACAUCCAGUGGGGCAACAGCGUCGUCAGAGAUAUCUAUUCUUUCCUUCGAGGGAGAAAUGCUGCCGGCGCCAUCACUGCCCCUACUUUUGUUGCCUUGCUCUUGGCAGCCAUCAUGGCUCACUUCAUCCGUGCUGUUGAAGACAACGUUUCCAACAUUGUGUUACAUGCCAACGUUGACCGAAUAAACGCAAUCAGUGUUUUAAAUUCAAAUGGCGUUCCAGUUGCAUUAAAUGUAUCUGAACCCUUUACUAUCCAAUCACAAUACCACUUCCUCAUCGUUAACUUAGAUGAGACUCUGGUCAAUGGAAAUAGAUAUACUCUCUAUAUUGAGUAUUCUAACACUAUGAAUGUAGGGCCGAUGAAAAGGGGUAUCUGGAGAGGAUACUAUACCGAUGACGAUGGCGUUGAAAGCCUUUCCGAUAACCGGAUUCGUACAAACUUUUUAGAGACCCCUAAAAUGUCAUCGUAUCUCGUGACUUUCCUCGUCAGUGAGACUUUCACAGUCAUCGCUGAGGACACCUCCUUCACUCCCUCUAUCAGAAUUAUCGGUAGAUCCAACACCGUCGGCCUUGGUGAUCAUGCCUUGGAUCUGGCUGUCAAGAUGAUCACAUUCUUUAAUGACUACUUUGAAAUCCCUUACGAGACUAUGCAUCCCAAUUUGCUGAACGAUCAUAUUUCGUCUCCUGAUUGGGCUUCUGCUGGUACUGAAAAUUGGGGAAUGGUUAGCUACAGAGAGUUGUACCUUACACUGAACUCCAGUGAAUCAAUCAUGAGUAACGAGCACUAUGCAGGCACCCUGGUAUCUCAUGAGCUGGCUCACAAGUGGUUCGGAAACCUGAUCACCUGCUUCUGGUGGAGCAACACUUGGAUCAACGAGGGCUUCGCCAGCUAUUUUGGCUAUAUUGCUACUAAUCAGAUGUUCCCAGAAUACGAAUACGAUGACCACUUCAAUUCCCGCUAUCUCCAAAACUCCCUCUCUUUCGAUUCCGGAUCCACUGUCGCCCUCAACCACGAGGUCAACACGCCCGCCCAAGUCACUGGCCACUUUGGAACCGUCAGUUACUCCAAAGGUGCUGCUUUUCUCCGAAUGAUCCAUGACAUGAUCACUCCUGAGACGUUUAGGAAGGCUUGUCGUAUCUUCUUGACUAGCAAUUCUUUCGAACCAACCGACCAGUACGACUUAUACAGAGCUUUUGAAGAAGCUAUUCACGAGGAUGGUACUUUAAGUGAAUAUCAAGGUUUUAAUUUUGAAGAGUUUUACCGUAUCUGGGUCAAUGAACCUGGUACUCCUAUUCUAAUGGUUGAGAUUAAUCACGAAACUGGUGCUAUUUCUUUGAAACAAGAGCGAUUCUUCUUAAGUGCCACCGCAACGCCUACUGGUCAAAUUUAUCCGAUUCCUAUUACCUACUCCACCAAGAGUGAUCUAAGAUUUGAAAGUCUUAAGCCCAUUCAAAUAAUGUCAGGCGAGACUUUGGAACUGACUAAGACAGCUGGCGAAGAAUGGGUUAUUUUUAAUAACCUACAACAUGGACACUACAUAGUAGACUACGAUGAGAAAUCAUGGAGUUUGCUCGCCGAAGCAUUACUGAAUGAACCUGAACACAUUCAUUACUUGAACCGAGCCCAAGUAGUCGAUGACGUCUUUGCUCUGAUGAGAUCUACAAGAAUGACCUACAGUUUCGGUUUCAACAUUCUGAGGUUCCUUCGCAACGAGCACAACAUGCAUGUUUGGGAUGCCGCCAUCACCGGCUUUAACUGGCUCAGGAACAGACUGAGGCAUUUGCCUGAGAGCCAGGCAGAAUUCGAUGAGUUUGUACUAGACACCAUGUCGCAUCUCAUCGAGCACGUAGGUUUCAACGUCCUCAGCACCGACACACCCACGGACAUCAUGAACCGCCAAGCCGCUCUGCACUUUGCUUGUUUGCUCGGACACGAACAAUGUGUGACUGAGUCCAGAGAACGAUUUGUUAGGUUGAAAGACCAUAAUGUUUGGGUGCAUGGAGGAAUCCGUCGUAAUGUGUACGUAGUUGGGGUGCGAGAAGGAGAUGAACAAGAUUUCAACUUCAUCCUCUCUCGCUUCCGCUCAUCAAAUCUCGCCCAUGACCAGCUAGAGAUGCUGAGGGCUAUGGGUGCUACUAAGAAUCCAGCAUUAUUAACAAGAUACUUGGAGCUGACGCUGACCGAUGAAGUGAGGUCUCAUGACAAGGCAAACUCCUUCAGCUACGCUCUUUUAGGCAACAAGGAGAACGCGCCCGUAAUUCUAGAAUUUGUGAAGAACAACAUCGAUGCUAUGAGGAUCGCCUACGUAGAGGAUUCCCCACCCAACCCGGUACACACUUGCCUCUCCAACUUGGCUGCAUAUCUCGAAGAACCCGAGCUAGUUGAGGUACAGUCCAGAGACAUCAUGUCGGCCCUCAAACUGGUUAUCCUGCCAGCCCUCCUGGCGUUAGCCAUCGCGGAGCUACCUAUAGACGUGCUCGAGGUCCAAGAAACACUCUACAGAAAUGAUGACGUGGAUCCAACUAUUUACCGUAUUCCAGAGGAUUUUGACCCUGUGCAUUACGACGUGGAAAUUAUCCCUUACUUUGAAGAUGAAGGCGAUAAAGAAGCGUUUAGUUUUGAUGGUGAAGUGAGCCUUGAGCUUAAGCCAAUCCGAGACGGUCUGAAUUCCAUCACUCUGCAAGAAAAUGUACGGUCGAUAGUUUCAGUAGACCUCUUCGACAGUACCGGGUCCUCUGUAGAGUUAGACCAAGUCCUCCCUUUCGAGAGAAUCAGGGAAUACCACUUCCUGAAGAUUAACCUCAGAAAUAAUGCGACCUUGGUCAAUGGAGAUACCUAUGUUGUCAAAAUCAUUUACAUUGGUAAUAUUAACGAAACUCCCCUGUCUCGAGGCGUUUUUAGAGGCAGUUACACAGGCAGUGAUGGAAGACUUCACUGGUAUGCGGCUACUCACUUGCAGCCUGUGAACUCAAGACAGGUGUUCCCAUCCUUCGACGAGCCUGGAUUCAAGUCCACUUUCCGGAUGAUGAUUACCAGGCCUACACACUUUGGAGAAACCUACUCUAACAUGAGGAUUGCUUCCACUGUGGCUCUCGGAAACCGUGUUAGAGAAGUAUUCCACGUAACUCCAAGAAUGCCAGCUUACCUAGUCUCCUUCCACGUGAGCGAAGAAUUCACCGUCCUGGCUGACAACAACGAUAGAGAAAGACCGUACCGAAUCCUAGGCAGACCAAACGCUGUCGGCCAAGGAGAGUAUGCUUUAGAAGUCGGACCACCGUUAACGCAAUGGCUGGAAGAUUAUUUGGGUAUCGAGUACUAUGGAAUGGGAGAAGACAUGAAGAAUGACCAGAUUGCUGUGCCUGACUGGGCUUCCGGUGCUACUGAAAAUUGGGGAUUCGUGAGUUACAGGGAAUUGCGUCUUCUGUAUGAAGAAGGCGAGACCAACGCUUUGGACAAGAUGUAUAUUGGAACGAUCACAUCGCACGAGCUGGCUCACAAAUGGUUCGGCAACCUGGUCACCUGCAGGUGGUGGGACAAUGUGUGGAUUAACGAAGGUUUCGCCAGUUACUUCGAGUAUUUUGCUAUGGAUGGCGUUGAUCCGUCCAUGGAGCUCGCAGACCAAUUCCAAAUCAUGUACGUGCAGUCAGCCCUAUCUGCUGACGCUUCUGCUGCCACUCGCGCCCUGCAGUACACCGUUAACAGCCCUGCUGAUGUCACCGACCACUUCUCUGGCAUCAGCUACUCUAAGGGUGCCACGUUCCUGUUGAUGCUGAAGUAUUUGUUCACUGAGGAGACUUUCAAGAAGGGAUUGAACUAUUUCUUGGUAGAUCGGUCCUACGAACACGCCUUCCCUGAACAUCUCUACGAAGCCUUCACCCGCGCCGUGCAAGAAGAUAACACCAGCGUGAGCAACGUCAACGUUGAGGAUUUCAUGAAGUAUUGGGUCGACGAGCCGGGAUACCCCGUGCUUGACGUUGAAGUAAAUACGGAUACCGGCGUCAUCAGUUUAAGCCAGGAACGCUUCUUCGUCAGCGCCACAGCCACCCAAACUGAGCAAGUCUGGCCACUGCCUUUGACCUGGACAACCGGCAGCAACCCUAACUUCGACAACUUAAGACCCUCGCUGGUUAUGACGGGCAAAACCGACACCGUACAAAAGACAGCCGGUGUUGAAGAAUGGGUCAUAUUCAAUGUUCAGCAGAAAGCUGGUAUCUACAGAGUGAACUAUGACACAAACAAUUGGCAGUUGCUGGCAGCCGCGCUGAAGGCCGAUAUCAACUCCAUCCACUACCUGAAUAGAGCUCAAAUCGUCGACGACGUAUUCAGUCUGAUGCGCUCCGAGCGCAUGACCUACGCCCUCGGCUUGCAAGUGCUGGACUUCUUGAAGGAAGAGACCAACUACUUCGUGUGGUACCCGGCCAUCACUGGCUUCAGUUGGCUGAGGAACAGACUGUUGCAUCUGCCUGCCAUGAGGGAGACCUAUGACCAACUGAUGUACAUUUUCCUGGACUCCGUGAUCACCGACCUGGGCUACGACGUGCUGCCUAGCGACUCCCUAACUAGGACCCUGAACCGGUUCUUCGUGCUGUCCUUCGCCUGCUCCAUCGGACAUGAGGGCUGCGUCAGCAACGCUAUCGACAAGUGGAACGCGUUCAGAAAUAACGGUGUCAGCGUAAACCCGAACAUCCGCCGUCACGUGUUCUGCGAGGGUCUCCGCGCUGGUGACUACCAGGACUGGAACUUCCUGUACCAGCGGCGUCUCAGCUCAAACAAUCAGGGCGACAGUGUUGCCAUGCUGCGAGCUCUUGGAUGCACUAAGGAUGAGACAGCCGUCAAAGAAAUGCUUGAGAAGAUCCUCACUGACGACGUCAAGGCCCAGGACCGAGUGAACGCCUUCACAUUCCUGUACAUGGGCAAUCGAGAGAACGCCAACAUCGCCCUUGAGUUCCUCAAGGAAAGGAUUGAUGACGUCAGAAGAGCAACCAUACUCCCGGCAUGGUUCAACACCGUACUUGCCAAUCUCGCUGCCUACUUGAAUGAAGAAGGCCUCAAUGAUAUGGAAGAAUGGCUACACGCUCAUGAGGCAUCCAUCCCGGAGUACAGCGUAGGCAUCGGCUCCAUCGCCUCGGCCCGCGCCAGCAUGCAAUGGGGCAGUGACCGCGCCGACACCAUCAUAACUGCCGUCAGAGGCUCCGCGGCCAUUGCUGUCCCCAGCUUCUUGUUGUUGGUCGCUUCUCUACUAACUCUAUUGAGGAACUGAAGUUAUCAAGCCUCCUGUAGAUAAAUGCUAAGCCAAUUAGCAGUAUCUGUAAUAA